Messenger RNA from Myotis davidii, 800 nucleotides. Its product is annotated as 40S ribosomal protein SA-like. Gene Ontology annotation, molecular function: structural constituent of ribosome. The coding region runs from base 70 to 717 and encodes 215 amino acids. Gene Ontology annotation, biological process: ribosomal small subunit assembly; cytoplasmic translation. Gene Ontology annotation, cellular component: ribosome; 90S preribosome; cytosolic small ribosomal subunit. The transcript has a single exon. Lineage: Eukaryota; Metazoa; Chordata; Mammalia; Chiroptera; Vespertilionidae. The record is from RefSeq and is a predicted model, not a curated record.
GCUACCCAGGGAGGGCUCCAUACGGCGUUGUUCUCGGUUCCCACGUAACUUAAAGGGAAACUUUUCACAAUGUCCGGAGCCCUUGAUGUCCUGCAAAUGAAGGAGGAGGAUGUCCUCAAGUUCCUUGCAGCAGGAACCCACUUAGGUGGCACCAACCUUGACUUCCAAAUGGAACAGUACAUCUACAAAAGGAAAAGUGAUGGCAUCUACAUCAUCAAUCUGAAGAGAACCUGGGAGAAGCUUCUGCUGGCAGCUCGGGCCAUUGUUGCCAUCGAAAACCCAGCUGACGUCAGUGUCAUAUCGUCCAGGAAUACUGGCCAGCGAGCUGUGCUGAAGUUUGCUGCUGCCACUGGAGCCACUCCCAUUGCCGGCCGCUUCACUCCUGGAACCUUCACCAACCAGAUCCAGGCAGCCUUCCGGGAGCCAAGACUUCUGGUGGUUACUGAUCCCAGGGCUGACCACCAGCCUCUCACAGAGGCGUCUUAUGUUAACCUGCCCACCAUCGCUCUGUGUAACACAGACUCUCCGCUGCGCUAUGUGGACAUCGCCAUCCCUUGCAACAACAAGGGGGCUCACUCAGUGGGUCUGAUGUGGUGGAUGCUGGCCCGCAGGUGCCCUCUGUACCCAUUCAGCAGUUUCCUACUGAAGGUUGGAGUGCUCAGCCUGCCACUGAAGACUGGUCUGCAGCCCCCACUGCUCAGGCUACUGAAUGGGUAGGAACAACCACUGAGUGGUCCUGAGCUUUUCGUCCACAAAUUCUUAACGGAACGGAAAUAAGGUUGAUGGAAAAUAAACAGUUU